Molecule: messenger RNA, 403 nt
Organism: Funneliformis caledonium
Lineage: Eukaryota; Fungi; Glomeromycota; Glomeromycetes; Glomerales; Glomeraceae
Source: the annotation of a GenBank genome assembly
AUGGCAUCAAAAGAAGUUGGACAUGGCAUAAUUUAUGUUGAUGUUCCUUCUGAUAUUAAAGAUUUUGGAACGGCAUUUGGGGAAGCACUAAAUUUUGCAUUUGAGGAGGAUAUAACUCUUACAAGACAACUGAUACGAAAAAUUGGUGGUGGUACUACUAAUGAAGAAUCUAAUAUUCCUAAGUGGAAGAGAGCUUUGAGUGCUUUUAAACGUAUUGCUAAAGUGUAUAAAGCCAAACAUAACAAACCUCCAGUAAUUAUUUAUGAUAAUGUUAACAGAUUGGCUCGUAUGGAUCCAGAUAUCCUUUACGUUCUACAAGAUGAUGCAAAGGAUAAUGCAGAUAAUAGGAGUUAUAUUGCUGUGUUUGUUUCUAGUGAAGGAGUUGUGCCAAAAAUAAUGAUGU